AUGAACUUAAGAAAAAUUGUGCUAUUAUUUUUGACAUUUUGCAUAUGCACUGUGAAAUGCCAACAAGAUUUGUCACUUGAGUGUGAUGAAAUCGACAGUGAGGAUUACUAUGAUGUUGAAAAACCGUUUUGUACAAUUAGUAACUUUAAAGUAAAUCAUAAUCAAAAUGUGAAAAUUCGCAAUUAUUCAGGCUGGGUUGUUAGUUCUAUAAAAUUCAUGAAAUUCUACGAAUCAUCGCUGCUGUAUAUACCUUUCAAAUUAUUUGAGGAGUUCCCGCAUUUACAAACACUGGAUGCAUCUGCAACACAGAUUUUAGAAAUAACCCGCAACACAUUUAGUUCGGCUGGUAACUUAACCUUUCUCAACCUCGCUGGUAAUGAACUGACCAAAAUCAGCACUUCUGUAUUUGUGGGAGCCAAUAGUUUGCUGCGCUUGGAUUUGUGCCACAAUAAAUUAGAGGAGUUGAGCGAAUUUUCUUUCAAUGGCUUAAAGCACCUCAACUCAAUUAUGUUAUGUGCCAACCAGCUUAAAGAAAUUCCGAGUUCUCUUUUUAAAGAUAAUCUCUUCUUAAACGUCGUCCGUUUGGAAAACAAUUUACUGGAACAUAUUGCACCAGAAGUAUUUUACGAUUUGUUUCUUUUACAUGAAGUGAAUUUGAUAGGCAAUAAACUGCGAACUAUCGAUCCUAAUACAUUUUACCGGUCAUAUAGUUUAGAUGAUCUGUUUAUUUCAACAAAUCGUUUUACUGAAUUUUCUUUAUCCAAUAAAAGCAUAAUGCGUCAUCUGGAAAUUAAUGAAAACAAUCUGACUUCGAUUUUUAUCAAUGGUACUAAAUUUGUGCAUGCAGAGAACAAUCAUAUUUCUACAAUACAUAUGAUUAACUCAUUAUUUUUGGAGAGUUUAUUUCUGGCUCACAACAACAUAAGUGAUAUUAAAAAUAUAACUAAAGCUUCCGGGUUACUAGAACUUAGUCUAUCCCACAACAAAAUUGGACAGUUAAACAUAACUACCUUUGACAAUUUGAAACGUUUACGUAAACUAAUUUUAAGAAAUAUUGGAUUGAAGUAUAUUGCUUUCGGCAUGUUUUCCAAGCAAGUACAUCUAGAAGUACUGGAUCUAUCUUUCAACAAUUUGACUACUUUAAAUUUAGACAUUUUUGUACCAUAUAUGAUAAAUCUUGUUCAAUUCUAUGUGGACGGUAACAAUUUAACCGAAAUACAAGGCAAACAUAGCUUCGCUAUGGCUUUCCAAAAUCUAUCAACACUCGGCAUAUCACAAAAUCAUUUUAACUGCUCAUAUUUGCACAUGAUACUAAUAUCUCCAUUUUUGCAAUCAACAGUUACUUUGCAUAUAGAACCGGACUCUAAUAAUGAAGAGAGUUCACAUAUACGUGAUAUAUCAUGCAGCAGUAAUAUAACACAAUCACUUCAAGAAGUGAAAGGUGAACUGAAUCACGUUAGUGGCCUCUACGAUCUUAUGCAGGAAUCUUUGAAGACACAACGUGCGAAUGAGCAAAAGUUGGCGCUACAUUUGCUUCUUAUGAAAGUUGCACUUUGGCUGUUAAUUAGUGUGGUUGCUGGCAUUGGAAUAAUGCAGUAUAUACGUCAUCGGCGUAAGAACUAUAUCCUUAGGCGCAAUAACAGUAUUGUUUUCAAUUCUCAAGCCACGAUUAGUACAGUUAAUCACAUAGAUCACUGA
This is a messenger RNA of Teleopsis dalmanni, 1698 nucleotides long. RefSeq names its product toll-like receptor 13. The transcript has a single exon. Lineage: Eukaryota; Metazoa; Arthropoda; Insecta; Diptera; Diopsidae. Gene Ontology annotation, molecular function: protein binding. The record is from RefSeq and is a predicted model, not a curated record. Bases 1 to 1698 code for a protein of 565 amino acids.